ACGAUGUUUUAAACUCCACAGAAAUAUGUUCCUUGCAGGACCUUCGGCAAUCCAUUCAAGCCAGCAAGUUUGGAGAGCGUGUUGAGUUUAAUCAAUUCAUAACGUCGAGAUGGAGCCGAACUCACUGAAGUGGGUGGGCUCGUCUUGCGGUUUACAUGGACCAUAUAUAUUCUAUAAAGCCUUUAAAUUUACCCGGGACGGCAAACCGAGGAUUCUGUCUCUCGGAGACUUUUUCUUCGUCAGAUGUAAACCAGAGGAUCCUAUUUGCAUAGCGGAGCUUCAGCUACUCUGGGAAGAAAGAACAAGCAAGCAACUUUUAUCAAGCUCUAAACUUUAUUUUUUACCCGAGGAUACUCCCCAGGGACGGACAGUCGCCCACGGAGAGCAUGAGGUAAUUGCUGUGUCUGAGAAGGUGAUUGUGCGGCUAGAGGACCUGGUGAAGUGGACUGUACCAGACUUCUCAGGAUGGGCCCACUGUCUGAAGGCCGAACCUCUCAAACAGUCAGUGCUGCGGGAGCUGGGGACCAACGGGAGGCGGGAGGCCCUCCACCGCUACCGAGAGAGCACCCUGACCAGCGGACUGAACUUCAAAGAUGUCCAGAGGGAGAGGGCACAGCUAGGCCAGGAGGAGGAUGGGUGGAAGGUUUUGGUCCUUAGUUACCCCCAGUAUUGCCGCUACCGCUCAGUUUUGGCGCGACUCAGAGAGCAGCCGUCCUCUCUGUUCAUAGACCACACAGUGCUGGCACUGGGCGGCAUUGCUGCGCUGGGCGGGAGCACAAGGAUCCUGUACUGUCGGGACACCUUCGAACACCCCACUCUGCUGCAGAAUGAGAGCAUCUGUGACGAGUUUGCUCCCAACCUGAAAGGACGACCUCGGAAGAAGAAGCUAUCCAUUUCUCAGAGACGGGACUCCCUGGGUCAGGCUCAGGGCCAAGGGUCAGCGGGGUUAACCCAGGGGUCGGCAGCAGUGGCAGCACAGGACCCCUGCAGCCCAGAGAGCAAAACUACUACCAAGGUAAAACCCAACUGUAAAACGGUACCCAACGGAAAAAUAACCUCGGCGGCCAAACACAAAGCCAACGGCCUCAACAAGAAAUCCUCAGCUGAAGAGAAGGAGAGAGGGAAGGAUAAGGAAAGGGAAAAGGAGGAGAGGAAUGAGAAGGAGGAGAAGAAAGAGGAGGAGACAUCAGAGGAGAGCCGAGCGGAGGAGCAGGCGUUCUUAGUGGAGCUCUACAAGUACAUGAAAGAAAGAGACACGCCCAUCGAGAGGAUCCCCUUCCUCGGCUUCAAACAGAUCAACCUUUGGACUAUGUUUCAAGCUGCUCAGAAACUUGGAGGAUAUGAGCUGAUCACAGUCCGCAGACAGUGGAAGCAUGUAUAUGAUGAAUUGGGCGGGAACCCCAGCAGCACAAGUGCUGCCACAUGUACACGGAGACACUACGAGAGGCUCCUCCUUCCCUACGAGAGGCACAUUAAAGGCGAGCAGGACAAACCCCUCCCCAUGUCCAAACCCAGGAAGCAGGAGGGCGGCCAGGAGAAGGCUUCAGGAGCCAAAGGCAAAGGAGUGGGGGCCAAGAAAUUGAAAGGCCCCAACACUCUCAAGCCAGAGAGUAAAAAAGACGAAGGGGAGAAAGGCCAAGAACAAUCACAGGACACCAAGGAGAAAGAGGAGAAGCUGUCCACAGUCAUAAAACAGGAGAUAUCUCCGACAGAUGAACCGAUCGUAAUAGAAGAAGAAGAGUUACAUCUCACCCUGAAGAAAGAGGAGUCUUUGGCAGUGGAGCAGCCAUCAUCACUCUGCCCAAAAGACCCAGACUGCAGGGCCCCACAUGCUGGUCUACCCCUCCACAUCGGGCCCGGCCCCCAGCCUGAAUGGAGGCAGAUCAGCGAGGCCCUCCAAGCAAAACUUUCCUGUGAACAGCAAACUGAGGCUCAUUUCAUUCCUAAAAACCCCUACCUGCCUCACCGUUGGGAUCAGAACAAACCUGCUGGACAUGUUGCUCUGCCAGAGCCCUCCUCCAGGGUCAAAGACUCCAUAGAAAGUCAUGGUGGGAGAGUGGGGAAGGUGUUACCAAUGUGUAAGCAGGAAGACAGACAGUGUAUAGACUUGAGCACAGAUUCCUUCCCAGAGAAAGAAGACCAUGGGGUCAUUAAGAAGGAGUCUACACAGGGCCCCACACAGGCGGGUGCCUACAGCAAAGCCAGUCAGGGGGUCAUGUCUCCUUUAGCCAAAAAGAAGCUCCUCUCCCAAGUGUGUGAGUCCAACCCUUACUCUUUUACUUCUCCUUCUGUUCAGCCUCCACCUCCCACUGCUGCUUCAUCUCUCCCUGUCAUAUCAGUGGCUGAAAGGGAGAAGGAGAAGAGAAAGGAUGAGGAGGAGGUGCUCGCACAGAGGCUCGGGAGUGUGUCAGACAACAUCCCAGAGGUACCGCCCAUAUUCAGGCCAUCAGUCAUCCAGCAUGCCCAGAGCAGCAAACCUCAGCAACAAGCCACCAGGGGCCUAUCAGAGAGGAGCACUGCCGGCGAACUUUCAGAGACUUACAGCUGCCGGACAAGCCAUCACCUUCAGCCGCAAGUCAAUCCGCCAUGGCAGCCCUAUCUCACUCGAAACCAUACCCAGGAUGGUGUGGAGAACACUGGGGAGACGCUACUCCAUGGCCCGGCUGCUCAGCCCCGGAGCUACGCAAGCGACUGCUACUCCUCCCCUCACCUCCACAGUCUGUACAGGCAAACUGAGAACUGCCUGAGCCAGGAGAGAAUGGCCAGCUUCCCCAACGGAGAGCGGAGAGAGCACUACACCAGGGACCGUGAAGGCAACCAGGGCUUUGUCUGUGGCAGCCUGGAGCAAGAGGGCUUGGCCUACAGAUCUCAUUACAGUGACAGGACUCAAACACAUGGAGAGAGGAGGGACGCAGAAGAUGAGCCCAGAGACUAUACAAUCGCUAAACCUCUCUCCCAGAGAGUUUCCUCCUUCUCCAAGCCCUCUUUCUGCAGUCUCCCAUAUUCCAUCUUGCACCAGGGUUUGGACUCCCACCCCAAAGCAUGCCGAGUUCCUCCUAUGACCAUCUCUCCCCCCAAACAGAGCCCCGCAGAGUCAUCGCAGCCAUUUCCCAGCCCCAAAGCUUCAAGUGAUUCGGCCCUCACCAGCCCCAUUCGUCCCAGUAAGCGCAGCCUAGUGGAACCAGAGAGUGAGGAGGUCCCAGAAAGGAAAGUCCGUGUGGUGACACCAAUCCACCCCACUGGCACGAUUCGACGCAGCGACCCAGAAGAGCUAAAACCAGCUGAGCCGGCCCAUGCCAUUCACCUCAACAACCAUCUCCCUGAGGGACACCCAACAACUAACUACCCCCCACUCCACGCCGCUCCCUUCUACCCUGGCAUGUACCCACCCGGCAGCCUGGUCUCACCAGGAGCCCAGGACAGUCUCCAACAGCACCCGGGUCUGCAGUACCUGAAGAGCCAGUCAGCAGUGUCUCCCCUCGUGCCCCCGUUAGCCUUCCACUCCAUGAUGCUCCACAGGCAACUGCUGGCCUCCAGCCCCAGCCCGCACCACUUCUACAGGCAUCCGGGCGGGGCAGCACUGUACGGGGACCUGCUGCACCACCUGUACCCUCUCUCCACCCUCCCGCCACCUCAGCUGUCCUCGGUACACCCCAGCACCAGACUGUGAUGACAGAGAGACUAGAGUUUAUCUGCGCCCCCCCUCCACCCCCAAACUCCUUCAUCCACUGAAACCUUUUCAGCUUCUCUUUGUCUUUCUGUGUCUCUUGCUCGGGGAUUGUGGCUCAAUCGGAAGAAAACACUGAUUAUAAAACUUUGACUGACGGACUGACAAACUCACAAGUCAGGCAGAGUGAAAAUUCCAUCUUUUUUUUUUUUUUUUUUUAAUUGUGUAUGCAUUUUUUAUAUACUUUGCACUGUUCUUUGUUUUUAUCACCACUUACUGUAUCUCUUUUUGUUGUUGUUGUUGUUGUUGUAUCCAUAUUUGCACAAUGCUCUUGUGUAUGUGCUCACAGAUCAGUUUGUCGCUCUCAGUCGCCAUGAGUCAGGUUGUUGCUCAGGAUGUGUGAAAAGUGGAGGGCAACAGAGAAAAGCCAUUUGUUUACCGCAUCUGAGGGCUAAACUUUUUUGCUUAAAAACACUACAAGUAACAUGACGAUGUAAAUAAAAUUCUUUAUAUAACCAGAGGUGCGUUCACCGUCGCAAGCGAUAUUCAGCAGCCGUUAAGCGCAUUAUUUCACUUUAGGCAGCCAGUGGUGUUGCAUCUGUUUACAUGUCUCCACGCUGACAGUUGCUGCCUGUUUGUGCCACAGUAAGUCCACUUGGAUGGACUCCUUGGAUUAGACAUUAACACUCACCACGGUGCUGCAUAACAUGGUUUCAUCCUAACAUUCAGAGGUGCUGUGUGUAACAGAUGUACUGUAGACUCACUUCACUCAGUUCAGGUUGUUAUUCAUUAAAUUGUAUUUCAGUUAAGAUCAUAUGACACAAGCAGUUGUCAUGUUCAAUCUGUUGACAAAUCAUGAAUGUUUUUUGUUUUUGAUAGAGUUAAUGAAAAGCCUUUUAAUUCUUUUUUUUUUUUUUUUUACUUUCCAAACUGAAAGUAUGUUGACCCCGAAAGCCUUUGUGAUGAGUAGACUGUAGCAGCUUGUUUUUGUCUGUACGACCAGCAUAAUGAAGCAGCUGUCUGCUGUGGAAUGCUCACCACAAGAAAUCAGCAUUUCAUCUUUUUGUUCUUGACUUGAAAAGCUUUUUUUUUUUUUUUUUGGUGAACAGAUGCUUUUAUUCAAGACGUUGAAAAGACUCACUGUAUGAUUUGAUAGGAAUGUUGUCACAUAGGAUAUUAUUGCUUUGCAAAUAUCUGUGCCUUUCGCAGUCUUGGAUUAGAGUUAGCACUACAGUUGUUAAGGUUUAUCUUCUGUAGCAGGGUAGAAAUAUCAAUAUUACUGUCACUCUUGUCUGAAACGCAGCACACAGACACUCAUACAUAAACUAAAUGGCACACUUGGCUAUCAGACACCAGACUUGAUAGGUGUUUUAAAUUUAAACAGUUACGCUAUGACCUAUUGGUUAGUAUGUGCUUAAAUAAAUCUAUGUAAAUUAGCUUAACUGAGUCAGGCAGUCAAUUAUACAAGAUUUACUGAUAGUUGAUAUUGACACAGGUCUGGUGUAUGUCAUCUGCAAGGGUGUGUGUGCUCGACGUAUUUUCUUGCGGUGAUGAAAAGGGACUGGACUCCAUAAAGUAUGCCUACCAUGCUCCAUAGCCUGAGGUGGAAAGACAACACCUGCUCUGGCUUUUACAACCACUAUAAUUGCAAUCCAGGAUAGUCGAAAUACACAGUCAACAUGUCUGGUGUUUCAAAAGAAGAAGAAGAAAAAAAAUAAGAAAAGCUGUAAACGUCUACGUGUAAAGUUUUACUGAAUACUUAAAGACAUUCAUUUCUGAUUAAGUACUGUACAUUGCUGUGUGUAGGUAAAACUGGCAUUAGUGCUGGCUCCUGUACAGAACAUUCAUACGGGAUCAAAUCAUGACAACCCCUCUCUCUUGUCUUAUUUUCUGUGUAAAUAGCACUGUAGAUAGUAUCGCGUGGUUGUUAUCAUAUAAACUGUUAUAAUCUGUAAAUAAUAUAAAAAAAACAGUAUAAAAGUCGGUUACACAAUCUAGCUGUGCCCUUGCUUGCUCUGUUUCAAGGUCACCGUGAUCACGUUAGAUUUAAACAAACACUACAAUUUAAGAAUUAGGAUACUCUUUUUCUUUUCUUUUUUUUUUUUUUUUAUUUGUUGUUGUUUCACUUUUUUUUCCCCACAUUGUUUCCAUAAAUGUGCAUCCUGAAAGUGUUUUUGAUACAGUAGCCAUCUGUUUACCAAUCACCCAGCUGGCGAGCAAGACGAAAAAAUAAAGACAUUUUGUAUGAUAUGACCUCCUGUAUAUUUAAUUAAAAUAUUUUACUAUCUA
Molecule: messenger RNA, 5956 nt
Organism: Scatophagus argus
Lineage: Eukaryota; Metazoa; Chordata; Actinopteri; Scatophagidae
Gene: arid5b
Product: AT-rich interaction domain 5B
Exons: 10
Coding region: 110-3670 (1186 amino acids)
Biological process (GO): regulation of transcription by RNA polymerase II
Cellular component (GO): nucleus
Molecular function (GO): transcription cis-regulatory region binding
Source: RefSeq, a predicted model, not a curated record